AUGUCUUCUGAUUCUCCAUCACCGGAUUCUUCACCUUCACCACCAGCAUCAUCACCACCAUCAGACUCCUCGUCUUCACCACCCACACCUUCGAAGGAAUCACCAAAGAAUUCGAAAGAUUCACCGUCGCCAUCUUCAUCUCCCCCGAAAAACUCAUCACCUCCGCCAGCUUCCCCUCCACCAUCCUCACCACCACCUUCGUCUCCUCCUCCACCGAAGAAAGAUGACUCGCCUUCACCGCCUCCCCCGAGCGAUCAAUCGUCCCAGUCCCCGAAACAAGACUCCUCGCCUCCUCCUCCACCCAAGAACGGGCAGUCAUCUCCGGCCACUCCAUCCACUCCAACUCCUGCCAAUCAGGGCACUCCUGCCACGCCAGCCACUCCAGCUGGUACUCCUGGUAGCACCGCCUCUCCUCCACCACCACUCAAACCAAAUGCUCAAGGUGUUCCGGCUGUCCAUGCGCCACCUCCCCCACAUGCUGCUAAAACUUCGGCUUCCUCCAACAAUGCAGUGACACCAUCUACCGACAGUGCUGGCAGUAACUCCGAUAAAGGAGUGAUGAUUGGAGUGGGGAUCGGCUCCGGAGUAAUUGUACUUCUGAUGGCCGUCAUUUGUGUGCUUUGCGUCAGGAGGAAAAGGAGAAAGAAUGACCAUAUGCAGUAUUAUGGCGAUCCUACCAAAGGUGGUGCUGGUGCCUACUACACCAGUCAGCAACACAAUUGGAACAUGAGUGCAGCACAAGGAGACCAUGUGGUCAGGCUAAACCAAGCAGCUGGUAAUGGUAGUGGUGGUGCCUGGCCUUCACCGCCUCCUCCGAUGCCAAUGAGCAGUGAAAUGAGUACGAAUUUCUCGGGACUGCAUGGACCUCCGUUGCCACCUCCCUCACCAAACAUGUCACUCGGUGGGUUCAACAAGAACACCUUCACUUACGAGGAGCUGGCAAACGCUACUAACGGGUUCUCACAAGCCAAUUUGUUGGGUCAAGGUGGGUUUGGGUAUGUGCAUAAGGGCGUUCUCCCCAGCGGAAAAGAGGUUGCGGUGAAGAGUCUCAAGAUCGGUAGCGGCCAAGGAGAACGGGAAUUUGCGGCAGAGGUCGAGAUCAUUAGCCGAGUUCAUCACCGGCAUCUAGUGUCACUGGUGGGGUAUUGCAUUUCCGGUGAACAUAGAUUGUUAGUCUAUGAGUUUGUUCCCAAUUCAACCAUGGAGCAUCACUUGCACGGCAAAGGACUCCCGGCGCCAAUGGAUUGGGCAACUAGGCUUCGGAUCGCUACUGGAUCUGCUAAAGGGCUUGCUUACCUUCAUGAGGACUGCCAUCCCAAGAUCAUUCAUCGUGAUAUCAAAUCUGCUAAUAUUCUCCUGGAUAACAACUAUGAAGCCAUGGUUGCUGAUUUUGGGUUGGCUAAGCUUUCAUCUGACAACUACACCCAUGUUUCUACAAGAGUCAUGGGCACUUUCGGUUAUUUGGCUCCAGAAUAUGCAUCAAGUGGAAAGUUGACAGAGAAGUCCGAUGUCUUCUCAUUUGGAGUCAUGCUUUUGGAACUCAUUACUGGAAAGCGACCAGUUGAUCCUUCGAAUGCCAUGGAAGACAGCUUAGUGGACUGGGCUCGACCACUUCUCACCCGUGCACUAGAGGAUGGCAACUAUACAGAGUUGGUGGACAUCCGCUUGGACAACAGCUACGACAAACAAGAAAUGGCACGCAUGGUCGCCUGUGCUGCUGCCAGUAUCCGUCACUCUGCUAAACGGCGCCCAAAGAUGAGCCAGAUUGUACGAGCGUUGGAAGGAGACGUGUCGUUGGAGGACUUAAACGAGGGGGCAAAACCAGGGCAGACCAUUAUGAUCAAUCCCAACGCAGUUGGUGGAAGCUCCGACUAUGAUACACAGGCAUACAAUGCCGACAUGCAGAAGUUCAGGAAGUUAGCCCUUGCGAGCCAGGAUAGUAGUGAGUUCGGUAACAGUACCGACUCCUCAGAAAUGAGCACCCCUGCGAAGCCAAAGUUCUGA
Argentina anserina (silverweed cinquefoil) is the source of this 2004-nucleotide messenger RNA. RefSeq names its product proline-rich receptor-like protein kinase PERK4. The transcript is spliced from 8 exons. The coding region runs from base 1 to 2004 and encodes 667 amino acids. Lineage: Eukaryota; Viridiplantae; Streptophyta; Magnoliopsida; Rosales; Rosaceae. Gene Ontology annotation, molecular function: ATP binding; protein kinase activity. The record is from RefSeq and is a predicted model, not a curated record. Gene Ontology annotation, biological process: protein phosphorylation.